CGACUUGUCAUCCACUCGUGUCAGCGCAGCAGCCGCGAGUGUUCUGACAGCUUGCACGGAGGACGAGCGAGACGACGCGCCGUUUCUUUUUUUUCUUUCUCCUUUCGGUCGAUUCGCCCUCGGAUGGAUGUGAUAACGGAGCAGACGCUGUGUUCCGAGCGGAAUCCAUGUGGGAUGAAGAACUGAAGUUUCAAACCGCGCUUUGUGCCCAACAUGUCCAAACCCAUGGAUCACGUCAAGCGGCCGAUGAACGCCUUCAUGGUCUGGUCCAGAGCCCAGAGGCGGAAAAUGGCCCAGGAGAACCCCAAGAUGCACAACUCGGAGAUCAGCAAGCGCCUGGGCGCCGAGUGGAAACUUCUCACCGAGUCCGAGAAAAGGCCCUUCAUCGACGAGGCCAAGCGGCUGCGCGCCAUGCACAUGAAGGAGCACCCCGACUACAAGUACCGGCCCCGCAGGAAGCCCAAGACCCUGAUGAAGAAGGACAAGUUUUCCUUCCCCAUGCCCUACAACCUCGGGGAGCACGAGGCGCUCAAAGUCGGCGGCUCGCUCUCCGACUCGGUGAUGGGGAACCCGGACAAAGCGGCGGCGGCCGCGGCGGCGGCGGCGGCGCGGGUCUUCUUCAACCCGUCCAUGUCCACGAACCCUUACUCCUUUUUCGACCUGGGAUCCAAGAUGACGGAGCUUUCGCCCCACUCCUUCCCGUACGCGUCGCCGCUGGGCUACCCGCCCGCGGGGGCCACCGCCUUCUCCGGCACCGGCGCCGGGGCGCACACGCACACCCACACGCACCCGUCCCCGGGCAACCCGGGCUACAUGAUCCCGUGCAACUGUUCCGCCUGGCCCUCGGCGGGCCUGCAGCCGCCCCUCGCCUACAUCCUGCUGCCCGGGAUGGGCAAGCCGCAGCUGGAACCCUACCCCGCCUACGCGGCGGCCUUAUGAUAAGUGGACUCCUCCCGAGACAAUGUGAAAAAAGAGUUUUAUGAUGAUGCAUGCAGCAACAUGUGAAGAAGUGCUCGUCGUCUCACAUGUGUUUGUAUAUUGACUAAUGCCUUUGUCUAUAAGGUGCGAGGCCGUCUCCAGGAAAACGUCUCGUGAACACUGGUCUCCACCUGUUGGACUCGGAUUAUUCCCGCGCCUGUACAGUUUCAUUUAGUCCCUCUUUUCAAUAGAUGUCCUGAUGUACUAUUUAUUGUUUAGUGAGCUCCCGGACACUUUUGCACAAUAUGGGGUGUAGUUAAUGCCACAGUGUAUCCCUUGAUUUUGUUUUGUUUUUUUCCUCAGCAAGAAAAAAGAACAGAGACAUUUCUCGACUAACUCUGACUAAGGCAUUUGUAUGUUUUGUGUUAACCUGCGUUCUGUACUCCAGCCUACUGUUCUGACCUGUCCGGCAAUAAAGAGAAGCGUAUUCAGAUGAAUCUUGAUGUGCCGAGCAGGAUUGCGAUCGUUCCUCCUCGCGGCCGCAGGUGAGGUGUAAGGUGUCCUCUGAAGGCCGCUUUUGUCCGGCUCCUUGAGUGACGACCGCGGGGGCAGAUCCAGAUCAAGCCGCUGUAACCAAGACGCCGUUUAUCACUGUUUCAAUCGCGGAUUUUUUUUUUCUUCCCAGGAUCAAGAGAGACAGACCGCUCUCACAUCGGGUUGUGUGUUUGCGGCCAUUAGAUCCAUAGCGCGAGCGGCCUUCCUGGAUUACAGCGUGAGAUUAUGCAAAACUAAUUUGGACAGUCCAGGGAUAAUUACCUCCGUCACGCUUAAUUACACCCUUUCAGCGCUGGGCUCUGUGUUGUCACAGCCCUCCCUCUCCACGGAACUUCCCCGGUGGAGAAACAUGUCAAUCCCACUCUUAAAACCGAUUCCAGAGCUGAAAUGAAACACCUGAAAAGUUGCGUCACAAGAGCGGCGGCCAUCUUUCAUCCUUUCUUGCUUUCGUCCUUUCAGCCUGUGUCGCCCCCUUUUUUUCCGCCCCAACUCUGGGAGCGUUUAGACGGUCAAGGGCGUUUUGUCUGAGAACAAAACGAGGGUUGGGAGGUUUUGUGAGGGUGUUGUUUGUUGAAGUGGAGCUCAAAAAAAGCGGCCGCUUUCCCUCAUUGUGAUGAAAGCAAUCAGUGGUAUUUGGAAAACUGUUAGCAUUGUGCACUUCUUCUGUGUCCAUUGUGGAGGAUUUCUUUUCACAAGGCUUUUUUUUUUUUUCACCCGAUCCAGCUGGCCGGAGUGAAUAGCGGUGCAGUGUGUACACGCUUUGUCCCUGCGAGCCCUUCAAGUAGCCCACGGUGAAUGGAGUGAGUUGACACUGCAUGACAGUGAAACAACAUAAUAAAAAAUACAUGAGCCUAUGAAUGGAAGCAGGCGCAUAAAUAAAUAAAAUGGGUGGCCAAAACUGGAUAAACUGAAUGACAAAACGCUGAAAGAGCCACAAAAAAGAUAUUUAACACGCUGGAUUAGCAUGAGAAUGAGCAGAACAAUUGGUGAAUAGGUUUUACCGGCCAAGAAAGAGAUGGACUAAAUGCCUUUUGAAUAGAUGGCCUGUGUGUGUGUGUUUGAAAAGGUGGAAGAAACAAGUGGGAGAGUUUUGCUCAAUGGCAAAUCAAAUCUGUUUCCCAGGACACGAACGCACGGCGACGCUUCAUGGAUCUCGACGGCUUUGAUUGAAUUAUUACCGGGCGUCGCGUGUAUUUAUGAUGAUGCAGGAGCUGCUGGAGGUCUGCAGAGCGGCUUCGCUCCCGGUGGAUGUUUGGCUCUGAUGGAAGAGCUUCUGUGGCUGUGAUGAGCUCCGUGCUCAUGAGCCACUCGCCUCUUAUCUUUGUUGCAGAAAUAUGAGCUGCUCUGUUUCAAUUUGAAUCAUUAGCGUGAUGCAAUAAAGACCUUUUAAUAUAUUUCACAUGAAAUAUAGACUCAUUUUUUUAGUCAAAUUAAUGUGUGUAACCAUAAAUUCCUGCCAUGUUUCUUCAUUAAA
Messenger RNA from Synchiropus splendidus (mandarinfish), 2947 nucleotides. It is a transcript of the gene sox21b, whose product is annotated as SRY-box transcription factor 21b. The transcript is spliced from 2 exons. NCBI's taxonomy places the organism in Eukaryota, Metazoa, Chordata, Actinopteri, Syngnathiformes, Callionymidae. Gene Ontology annotation, molecular function: DNA-binding transcription factor activity, RNA polymerase II-specific; RNA polymerase II cis-regulatory region sequence-specific DNA binding. Bases 214 to 939 code for a protein of 241 amino acids. The record is from RefSeq and is a predicted model, not a curated record. Gene Ontology annotation, biological process: anatomical structure morphogenesis; regulation of DNA-templated transcription; cell differentiation.